Messenger RNA from Vicia villosa (hairy vetch), 1530 nucleotides. RefSeq lists its product as uncharacterized. The transcript is spliced from 10 exons. Bases 1 to 1530 code for a protein of 509 amino acids. The record is from RefSeq and is a predicted model, not a curated record. Lineage: Eukaryota; Viridiplantae; Streptophyta; Magnoliopsida; Fabales; Fabaceae.
AUGGCAGCGAAAAUGUCAAGACCUCCCAUUUUUAUUCAAGAUUUGGUGAAGGGAAAUCAGGUCUGGAAAAUGCACAUUAGGGUGGUUGAUUUGUGGGUUGUUAGUGAGAAAAAUGGGAAACAACACCUUGAGUUGGUUAUAGUGGAUGAAAAGGGUGACAAGAUUCAUGUCACCACUUGGGGGAGAGACUUCCAAGAUUGGAUUGAAGUGGUCAAGGAGCAUGAAACGUAUUACCUUUAUAAUGGAGAGCCAGUUGACAAUGAUGGCCCUUUCAAAGUCUGUUUUAACCCACUUAAACUCAUUUUUAAUGGAGGGACUACCAUGUCAAAAGUGGAUUUACCAGAAAUACCAUCUCACAGCUACACUUUUCACCCUAUUGAGAGAUUUCUCAAAGGAGACUUCAAGCAUGACAUGCUGUAUGAUGUCAUUGGUGUAUUACAAGAUGUUGUGAAAACCCAGCAAGCAGGUGGCGGUAGGAAAUCUUGCGUCAAUCUCACUUUGCGUGAUGUAGAAGGCAAUGUGAUUGAACUGGUGUUAUGGCAGGAUUACGCCAAACAGUUUGUAACCUACACUACCCCUAACAACUUUGUCGGUCCUACUAUAAUUGUUUUGACACAUUCAUGGUGCAAGACUAAUGCAGUUUCCGGUUUACCAUGUCUUUCGAACGCAUGGAGCGGUUCUAAACUUUACAUCAACUUGGAACAUCCACAAGUUGAUGAAUUCAAAGCUAGUUUUGGAUCCAACCUACCUGUUGCUUCACAAUCAUUGACUUGCGAUUCAUCUGUUCAUUCUAACAACAAUUUUUGGACCAAAUUGUCUGAGGUCAAGAGUAUCCGCGCAGUAUCUGACUUUGGAAGGGACUGCUUUGCAACCACCAUUGGAACUACCACCUUUUUUAAUGCCUCCAGGUUUGGAUGGUAUUUUGAAACAAGCGGAAAAACGGAUGCUGAACGCGUUACUAAGUUCAAACUUGAAGUUGAGGUGCAGUAUGACAACCACACGGGGGUCUUUGUUUUUUGGGAUAAGGAUGUUAUUCCUUAUACUAAUCACACUGCUACCGAAUUAAGAGAAAUCAUGAAGAAGGCUGGAGAGGACAAUCCUAAGAUUUGGCCUACUCACCUAGAUGCCCUGUUGAAUAGACAAAUGGUGUUUCGUAUCAAAUAUCAAUCACAAUUCCGGCGAUUCUCUAUUGUGAAGAUACUGAACGAAGACGGCCUUUACAAUAAGUUUGACGCGUACCUCGCAGCGAAUGAGGUAAAACCUGCUGCUGAUUUGGAAAUGGACACAACUUCUCCAUCUCUUAAUCCAAACCAAGACACACAAACUUGCGAACAAUCGAGCGUUGCUCAACCAGAAGAGGCUGCUAACCAUAAGGGGAGUCCUUCCGCAAGCUGCAGUAGUACUCCUGCCAAGAGGGUCGCUACAUCAACCUCGAUCAAUGAUCUCAUUCAGGCCGAUGAGCUCACUCCUAAACAAUCGGCUACUAAGUCCAAGAAUGGAAAAAAGACAAAGCACCUCAAAAAGGACUAA